GUGCUGGGCUCGGGCGGCGUGGGCAAGUCCGCCCUCACCGUGCAGUUCGUGACCGGCUCCUUCAUCGAGAAGUAUGACCCCACCAUCGAGGACUUCUACCGCAAGGAGAUCGAGGUGGACUCGUCCCCGUCGGUGCUGGAGAUCCUGGACACGGCGGGCACGGAGCAGUUCGCUUCCAUGCGCGAUCUCUACAUCAAGAACGGGCAGGGCUUCAUCCUCGUCUACAGCCUGGUCAACCAGCAGAGCUUCCAGGACAUCAAGCCGAUGAGGGACCAGAUUGUCCGGGUGAAGAGAUACGAGAAAGUUCCUCUGAUCCUAGUGGGGAAUAAAGUGGAUCUGGAGUCGGAGAGGGAGGUGUUAUCUGCAGAAGGCAGAGCCCUGGCUCAGGAGUGGGGCUGUCCCUUCAUGGAGACGUCAGCCAAGAGCAAAACAAUGGUGGAUGAACUGUUUGCUGAGAUCGUCAGGCAAAUGAACUAUGCCUCCCUGCCUGAGAAACAGGAUCAGUGUUGUACAACUUGCAUCGUCCAGUGAGAGAAGUAAAGAAAAACCUCAACCAUGGCCAUACAGAGCAGGUUGGUGGAACAGUCACAACUAACUGAGGUGCACAAACAUGCUGCUUGAGUAAGGAAAGUGUGAUGGGGAGUCUGAAAUUAAGCAGUCUGACCUGGGGGCAGCUUUCCUCCAAAAGACAUG
Acanthisitta chloris (rifleman) is the source of this 693-nucleotide messenger RNA. RefSeq names its product RAP2C, member of RAS oncogene family (gene RAP2C). The coding region runs from base 178 to 531 and encodes 117 amino acids. The record is from RefSeq and is a predicted model, not a curated record. Gene Ontology annotation, biological process: Rap protein signal transduction; negative regulation of cell migration. NCBI's taxonomy places the organism in Eukaryota, Metazoa, Chordata, Aves, Passeriformes, Acanthisittidae. Gene Ontology annotation, molecular function: GTPase activity; GTP binding; GDP binding. Gene Ontology annotation, cellular component: plasma membrane. The transcript is spliced from 2 exons.